Lactuca saligna is the source of this 2571-nucleotide messenger RNA. NCBI's taxonomy places the organism in Eukaryota, Viridiplantae, Streptophyta, Magnoliopsida, Asterales, Asteraceae. The record is from the annotation of a GenBank genome assembly.
GAGAGAGAGAAGGGGUAAAAUUAACAGUAAGCAAUAGCAACUGCAACUCCUCUCUCUCUCUCUCUCUCUCUCUCUCUCUCUCUCUCUCUCUCCAAUUCUCUUUUUGUGCUUUUGUGUUGCUUGAAUAAUUGCAAGCCAUUGUUGUUUUCUCUUUGUUUUACCCACUACCCAGUUCUAUUUUUCAACAAUGUACUCGCGCUUAUGGGAUCUUAUCGAAGUUUCUGAAAAUGGGUAUGCUUCAAACUUCAAAGCUUGAUAAUUUGAAGAGUGAUAUCGCCAUUUAAUUUGUUGGGUUUGAGAUAACAAUGUCUAAUUUGCGAAGAAGAUUGAGCUCAAGAGAUUUAAAGAUAUGGUUUUUAGUUUGUUUAAGGGAUUUUUGUGUUUUGAAUGCUUUGGAAUCACGUCAUUGAGAUCCGUUCACUGGUGGGGCUCUGCCUUUUCCCUCAACAAUCAUUUGUGCUUCGUCUGGCAUCAAAUGCAAGAAUAAAUCAAAACGUUAAUUACUGUGCUUUGAAACUUGAGAAAGUACCAAUUUAUCCUCAAUGUUAGCGAAGUGGAUCAUAAAUCAAUAGAUGGCUCAAGAUUUAGAGCUGGAUUUUGAGAAGUAUUGUGUGGUAGAAGGAAGUCCUAAAACUGUUCUUUUAUCUCCCAAUCAUUCAAAAACCGAAAAGAAAAAAGUUAGAAAGAAAGUAAUUAUAACUCAAAACAAGGAAUUUACAGAGAUAAAUUUACAUCGAUACCGAAGUCAAUCAUGUCGUGAUGCUCGGUCAACAAGGUCAACGGGGGUCAAUGCAACACUCAAAAGGGGUUCUGUAUAUCAAAGUUCAAAAGAAGUAAGUAAAACAAGUGAGAAAGAAACUGAAGGUAGAAAAAAGAUUGAAUUUUCAAGAAAUUCCACUCCUUUACCCUUCGAAUUAUUCGGUUCCUUAUGUGAUUCAGAAGAAGAUGAUGCCUUGUUAGGCUCUCUUUCGAGGUCAUUUUUGGAAAAUUCUAUAAAUCCAAUCAAGAAACAAGAAGAUCAACAACAACAACAUCCUUUAUGUACCCCUUUGAACAAAUCUUUAUCUUCAAGAUUGGAAUUACAAUUACCCCAUUCACCUUCUAAAAAUCCCAAGAAUCGUUUCAGUCCUUUAAAAAAGAUGUUUGACCCAUUUGUGAAGUCAAAAUCCCAGAAAAGUCCUUUAGGAUUUAGCACCAAAGAACAUGAUGAAGCCACAUCAGCUGGAUCAAAGAACACUACUUCACAAAAAUCAUUAAUACAUGAUUUUUCAUAUGCUGAUUGUGAUUCUUGUGGCUUGAUUGUAUCAUCUUCUUGUUUAAAUGGGGUUUUGAAGGUGGAAAACAAGAAUCAAAUGCCUUAUUUUGAGUUCUCAUUAAAGAAUUCAAACGAUGUUUUGGUGGGAAAAACAUCAAAAGUGGGAAAUGGUUGUGAUUGGGUAUACACCUUUCACACUUCUCAAAAUAGACGAAAAAUCAAUGAAUUUAAAGAUAAUAAAAAUAAAGAUCUUACAAAAACAAUUGGCAAGAUGCGGGUUUCGUGUUAUUUAUGUACAGAAUUAGUUAACACAGGAGCUUUUGAUAACUCCAUGGUCAAUGAAUUUGUAUUGUAUGAUCUUGAGGGAAUAACUUGCAAGUCAAACAAGUCAACAAAUGAAAAUUUUGUUGGUGAUUUGCAUUUGGAUCUUGAAACAGCAGCCAUUGUUGUACAAUUUCCAUCUGAGAAUGGAGAAAGCUUGAAAUGUGAUAUGAAUAAGAAUGAAUCUGCAAAAGUGAGUGUUGUGAUCCCUUCAGCCAUUCAUGGGUUGCCAAGUGGCGAAAGUCGUGGGCCCUCUCCGUUGCUUGACAGGUGGCGAUUAGGUGGAGGGUGUGAGUGUGGAGGAUGGGAUAUGGGGUGCCCUCUUGUUGUUCUUAGCAACUUUAGUAUUCAGAAAGAGGAAGCUUGUAAACAUCCAGUCAAACUUUUUAUAAAGGGAAGUAAAGAGAAGACAUCAGCAUUGACCAUGAAGUUGACCGAAGAAGGUCAAUAUGAAGUUGACUUUCAUGAGCAGUUGACCUCACUACAAGCAUUUUCGAUUUGUGUUGCUAUCUUGCACACUACAGAAACAUCGAUUCUUGUUGAUCAUGAUAAAAAUCGAGAAAUGUUGCAAUGUGAUUCUUUAAGAGUCUUUGUUGAAGAUGAAGUCAAACAUUUGAUUGAGGCUGUGGUUGAAGAAGACAAAAGAAAACCAGUCAAGAACGAAUUCCCACCUUCUUUUUUGGUCAACCCUCCGUUUUCUCCAAUGUCACGUGCAUGAUUUUCAAAAGGGUGUCUUGGGUUUUUUAAAAAGAUUAAAAAUUUCCACGAUUUUUAAUGAUCUUGAGAAGUUAAGAUAGAGAAAAGUCAAAGAUGUUUAUGUUAGUAAGUUGUAGUUGUAGUGGAUUUUCUUUCUUUUUUGGAUAAUUUAUAUUAGAGGUUAGAAUUGGCAACUAGGAUUUGAAUAGCUUUAGAAGAAAUUUUUGUAUCUCUAGAGUAAUAAUAUUCAUCCAUCCACUUUUGGAUUUUUGGUGUUUGUAAUAUUUAGUAAAAUCAGG